AUGUCUUCUGCUCGCGACAUCACCCCCAGCGCCCCAAUCCCCCAGAGAACUGUCGUCUCUAGCUGGGGCCAGAACCUCUCAACUUCGCCCAUUGCCACCUUCCAGUCACCUCCAGCCAGCCUUGGUGGGAUGCUGCCUCGCAAGAGUGUACCGAAGAUUCUGAAGCCCUUCAACACCCAAGACAUCAAGAUCCUGUUGUUGGAGAAUGUCAACCAGACCGGACGGGACAUUCUCACGGGCCAGGGCUAUCAGGUCGAAGCUCUGAAGACUUCACUUCCCGAGGAUCAGCUCAUUGAGAAAAUCCGCGAGGUCCAUGUUAUCGGUAUCCGCUCCAAGACAAAGUUGAGCGAGAAGGUUUUGAGCGAGGCCAAGAACCUGCUCGUCAUCGGAUGCUUCUGUAUCGGAACCAACCAGGUCGACCUCAAUUAUGCUGCUCGCCGUGGUAUUGCCGUCUUCAACUCUCCAUUCGCAAACUCUCGCAGUGUUGCGGAACUAGUCAUUGCCGAAAUCAUCACCCUGGCCCGACAGCUCGGCGAUCGAUCCAUCGAAAUGCACCGCGGCACCUGGAACAAAGUCAGCGCAAAGUGCUGGGAGAUUCGUGGAAAGACUCUAGGAAUUGUCGGCUAUGGACACAUCGGCUCUCAACUGUCCGUUCUUGCGGAGGCUAUGGGAAUGAAUGUCAUCUACUAUGACGUAGUGACUCUGAUGGCACUGGGAACCGCUCGCCAGGUGCCUUCAUUGGACAGCCUCUUGGAGGAGGCCGACUUCGUAACUCUCCACGUACCGGAUCUCCCUGAAACAAGAAAUUUGAUUUCGACCGCUCAGUUGGACCGCAUGAAGCUGGGAUCUUAUCUCAUCAACGCCAGCCGUGGAACCGUUGUCGAUAUCCCUGCCUUGGUCAAGGCCAUGCGCUCAGGGCACAUCGCGGGUGCUGCUCUUGAUGUUUACCCCAACGAGCCGGCCGGCAACGGCGAUUAUUUCACAAACAACUUGAACCAAUGGGCUGAGGACCUCCGCAGCUUGAGCAACCUCAUUCUCACCCCCCAUAUCGGUGGAAGCACAGAAGAGGCACAGCGUGCCAUUGGUGUCGAGGUUGCUGAGGCAUUGGUCCGCUACAUCAACCAGGGCAUCACUCUGGGAAGUGUCAACCUUCCCGAGGCUCAGCUGAGAUCCCUUACAUUGGACGAGCCAGACCACGCCCGAGUCAUCUACAUCCAUCGCAAUGUUCCCGGCGUGCUCCGCAAAGUCAACGAGAUUCUCGGCGACCACAAUGUCGAUAAGCAGAUCAGCGACAGCAGGGGAGAUCUGGCAUAUCUGAUGGCCGAUAUCAGCAACGUGAAAUAUGAGGAGAUCAAGGAUAUCUAUGAGAGCCUGGAGGGUCUGAGCUCAUGCAUCGUGACAAGAGUUCUCUACUAG
This is a messenger RNA of Trichoderma aggressivum f. europaeum, 1416 nucleotides long. RefSeq lists its product as uncharacterized. Gene Ontology annotation, molecular function: NAD binding; oxidoreductase activity, acting on the CH-OH group of donors, NAD or NADP as acceptor. The transcript is spliced from 8 exons. Bases 1 to 1416 code for a protein of 471 amino acids. NCBI's taxonomy places the organism in Eukaryota, Fungi, Ascomycota, Sordariomycetes, Hypocreales, Hypocreaceae. The record is from RefSeq and is a predicted model, not a curated record.